This is a messenger RNA of Paraphaeosphaeria sporulosa, 1492 nucleotides long. RefSeq lists its product as uncharacterized. The coding region runs from base 1 to 1359 and encodes 452 amino acids. Lineage: Eukaryota; Fungi; Ascomycota; Dothideomycetes; Pleosporales; Didymosphaeriaceae. The record is from RefSeq and is a predicted model, not a curated record. The transcript has a single exon.
AUGAAGUACGCUGUUAUCCCACUCGUUUUUGCCGUAGGCUCUUCAGCUUUGGCCAUCCGCCAGAGCCAGCAAUGUGUGCAGCUCCGAGCUUCAGGAGGUGCGUCAGGUACUCUCGGCCAGCUAUCCGAUGGACAGAAUCGCGUUGGUGGGGGGCACGAGGCUGCUUGCUACUGCCUCGACGGCAGUGGCGGCUUCACGGACAGCAAUGGCCGUGGCUGUAUCCUUACCCCUCCCACGACCCAAUUCCAGUGUGAUGCUGGUGCCAGCCCUACCAAUGGAUUUUCCAUCAAUGGAGGCUCGGUCGCAUAUAACGGAAAUUCGAAGUUCUAUGCCUGCCCUGUCAACGACAACGGCGAGUACAACGUCUACACUCAGCCUGCCCCUGGCCAGGAGAAGUGUGUCGAGAUUACUUUAGGUGCUGGCCAGUCUUGCGGUGCUGGCAAUGGCGGAGGUGCCUCUCAGUCUGCAUCCCAGCCAGCUCAAUCUCAACCUCCCAAUGCGUCCCAGCCUGCUGCAUCCCAGCCAGGCUACUCCGUCCCUCCAAGGGAGUCCCAAACGCCAAAGGAGUCGCAGCCUCCCGCGCCUUCGCAGCCAGGCUAUUCUGUUCCCCCGCAGCAGCCUCAGCCGCCAAAGGAGUCGCAACCUCCUCCACCUUCGCAGCCAACUCCUCAGCCUCCUAAGGAAUCGCAGCCGCCGAAGGAGUCUCAACCUGCACCCUCGAAGCCAGCUGCUUCCCAACCAGCUCAGUCUGAACCUGCACCAUCUCAGCCAGGCUACUCGGCUCCUGCUCAGUCCCAGCCUGCCCCUUCAAAGCCAGCUCCUUCACAGCCAGCCCAGUCUAAGCCUCCAUCCAACGAUAACGAAAAUGGCAACGGUUGUCCUGCAGACUUGAAUGGCGAAUACCAGUAUCCCCACCUGAUCGUCCCCGUCUCUGCUUCUCAGCCAUCCAACGCCCCUGGCACAUCAUACAACGGCAAGGCUAACGGUGACGUCUGCUCUGUUUUCAACUUCGACAUUCCCAAGUCAUACUCUGCAAAGAGCUGCUCCCUGAUCUUCCUCUUCCCGGAGCAGAUGGAUCUUGAAACAUCAAGCUAUACAAUCUCCGGUUCCGGUGGCCUUGAGUUCUCCAAGUGCGAGACCAACGCUAACAACAAGACUUCUUGGGAUAACAAGGGCACUUGCACGGCCGUGAAGACUGUGGAAAACGUUACUCCUGGCAACUCCUACACUAUUGUGUCGGAAUCCUGCCCUGCUGGCGAGACUGUGACCUUCCAGAUGUGCGCUACUGGAGGAUUGUCUUUGGACUACUUCCAAGACUACAACCCUUCGCCCAUUGGUGCGUACGUCCGCGAGUGCUAGAUGUAGCUCAUCAGCCGUGGAAUUUCAAACGAUACAUCAAGGAUGAAAAAAAUCGAUCGAUUGCAUGGCAUGGUAACGAAUGCGCUGGGAACCGUCUUCUUGUGUAUCAUUCGCCUCGACCUUUUUACUGAUG